AUGUUGUCGCGAUCGCAAUACGACACACCGUGUCUGAGUCAUGUCGAUACGCUAUGGCUUCCACCGUCGUUGGGCUCGAGAUCCUCGGGCCGCGAGUCGAGCAAGCCGCGAGCUCGCAUGAACUCGAAUCCCGGAGCACAGCUGAAGAGCAAGCCACCUCGCUCCCUCCCAUCGACGGCGGGUUCCGCGCCUGGCUGUUCAUCUUCUGCGCUUUCAUCCUCGAGUGUCUCGUCUGGGGCUUCCCCUUCUCGUAAGCACCCACCCACCCACUGGCCCCUAUACGGCGUCUUCCAGGAAUUCUACCUCAACUCGCCGCAGUCGCCCUUCCGCGGCGCGUCCGAGGCGUCGAUCAACUCCAUCGGCACGAUCACGAUCGGGAUACAGUACUUCGAGGGGCUCGGCGUCAUGGCGCUCACGCAGCGCUACCCGCGGUGGACCAAGUCGCUCAUGGGCGCGAGCCUGGCGGCCUGCGUUGGCGCGCUGCUCGUCUCGAGCUUCGCCACGAAGGUUUGGCAGCUGAUUCUGCUGCAGGGUGUGCUCUACGGUGUCGCUGGAGGGCUCAAUGAAUGGUUCGUCGAGCGGCGCGCCUUCGCAGCGUCGAUCAUCUUCGGGGGCUCGGGGCUCGGCGGCGCGCUCUUCCCCGUCGUGACCAACUACGUGCUGCAGCGCUACGGCUUCCGCUGGGCGCUCCGCUCGCUCGCGCUGAUCGUCGGCGUGCUCGGGCUCGUCGCGCUGCUCGGCGCCAAGCCUAGGCUGCCCGUUGCGCGCCACAGCACGCCGGCACCGCUGACGUUCCAGUUCGUCCGCUCGCCGCUGUUCGUCCUCGUCGCGUUGGCGGUGUUCGUGCAGGCGCUAGCGUACUUCCCGGUCUCGCUGUACAUCCCGACCUACGCAGCCUCGCUCGGGUAUUCGCCGGGGAAUGGGACCCUGGCGCUGACGGUCUUCAACUUGGCGGCCGUCAUAGGCGAGUGCCAGGUCCUCGUCGGGUACUACUGCGACCGCGGGCCAUACUCGACAGCGAUGCUGGGGUCAAGCCUCGUCGCCGCCGGGCUCGCGUUCCUGCUGUGGGGCUACGCGCACAGCCUCAGCCUCAUCGUCCUAUUUUCCGUGCUGUUCGGCGCCGUGAGCGGCGGCUUCAGCUCCGUCUGGCCGCCCGCGGCGAAGGAGGUGUACGCGGACCAAUCGCUGACGCCGUUCUUCCUGUUCUCGGGCGCCAAGGGCCUUGCGGCGAUCUCCGGGCCGUUCAUCGCUGCUUCUCUGCACCCGAGGAACGGGUCCGUGUCGCGGGCGUCGUGGGCGGGAUACGGAUUCACGGCGGUGGAGAUCUUCGUGGGCAGUAUGAUGUUCGCAACUGCGAUCCUAUCCGCGGUCUUGGUCAUCGUGAGAGAGAAAACGAUGAAGGAUAGAGUAGAAUAG
This is a messenger RNA of Mycena citricolor, 1416 nucleotides long. The record is from the annotation of a GenBank genome assembly. NCBI's taxonomy places the organism in Eukaryota, Fungi, Basidiomycota, Agaricomycetes, Agaricales, Mycenaceae.